AUGCAUUUGGAAAGAUGGGUAGCAAUGUUGAAGGAGGUAAUGCCAACCGGCCUGGCUUGCUGCAGCAGUGCCACUCUGCACACGGUCCCACCUUUUCCGGACAGUACUGCCAGGUGUUCCUUAGGCAGGGAACAGUCCAGUACUUCGAGGGUAUUUGUGUCCCUGACUCCUGUGGGGAAGAUGAGGUGCAAAUGCUGGUGCUGAAUGGGAGACUUCAGUUUGGUCAGACAUCUCUUGUUCCACCUUUACCCCACAUCCUGGCCAAUAAAUCCACUCAGGAGUUGAUCAUGAUCCACUGUUUAUCCAACACCAUUGAUCCUGAUGCAUCGGACGUCACCUGCCUGUUUGUGUGUUGUGUAAUGGUAGCAAUUCCUCUUGCAGCUACCCUGUUCACAGCUAUAAUAAGGUGGCAAAGGAACAGAGAGGUCAGUCCAACAGCAGAGGCCUCCUGUUUAAACGCAAGUCCGAAUGUUUAUGGGACGCUGAAGACCAACGGCUCCUCCAGUAGCGAAAUAAAUAGCUGCACUUCAGAGGAAAAUAGUAACAACAGCACCAGCCACACUCCACUGUGUUUUCCUCGAAGCUGUUUGUACCGGUGCCUGCAGGUGUUCUCUCUACAAACAACCAGCCAGGGUGUUUUUAGCACCUCCUCAACCAUCCCCGGUGGAGGAUACUCCUCUCUGAAUGGCAUCCGCGUUCUCAGCCUCUUAUGGAUCAUAUGUGGACACUCUGCACAGUUCCCAGUAAUAAACAACCUGGAUAACUACAAAAACUGGAGGAAAACAGUUGAAAGUAACCCUCUGCAUGUGCUUAGUAUCAGUGGACCUGUUUUUCUGGCUGUGGACACCUUUUUACUGCUAGGGGGUCUGCUUAGUGCACGGUCUCUGCUGGGCUCCAUCGAGAGAGCUGAAGACAAACUGAGCCUGGGUUUGGUGGCCAACUACCUCUUUAAGAGGAUUAAAAGAAUUCAACCACUGCAUCUGUUUAUUAUGUGUCUAACCAUUGGCCUCAUCUCUCUGGUCCAGUGGGGACCCUACUGGUUCCCAUUUAUAGAUACACUGAUGGACUGUAAGACUUACUGGUGGGCUAACUUACUGUUGAUUAGCAAUCUUCUCCCAGUCCAUGAGAUAUGUAUUCCUUGGUCAUGGUACCUGUCUCUGGACUUUCAGUGUUUCGCAACCACUCCUCUGUUGGUCUAUUUUUACAGACUGAACAGAGGUGUGUUUACAGUUGUUGCUGGAGGCCUCCUGCUGAUGACCACUGUGACCAGUGCUGUUAUAACUGGACUUCUGCAUCUGCCAGUCUUCCAGCCAUCUACACUGACAUCUGAGCAUUAUGUCUUGUACUACUAUGUAAAACCCUACACAAGAUAUGGGCCGUUUUUAAUAGGGAUCUUGACUGGAAUAUACUUGACAACAAAGAAAGAUCAACUGUUAAAGCAGAAGUGGCAGGCAGUACUUGGUUGGUUCUGCUGUUUAUCUACCAUGGCUGUGUUGGUUGGAUUGGCCUACGUCCUCAGGGAGACCCCGGCCUAUCCAUCUGUGCCACAUGCCCUAUACCAGGGUCUGCACAGACCACUCUGGGCCCUGGCUGUGACCUGGAUCAUACUAGCCUGUGAGGAAGGUUAUGGAGGUUUUAUCAACAGCCUUUUGUCAUUAGGUUUCUGGGUUCCUCUUUCCAACAUUAGUUUUGCCUGCUAUCUGACACAUCCUGUCUUCAUCAUAUUCUAUAUUGGCUUACAAGAGACCCCAAUCCACUACACAGACAUAAACUUUAUGUACCUGUUCCUUGGUCACCUUGUGCUCACGCUGGUGGUGAGCUAUGUGUUCACUGUGCUGAUUGAGAAGCCCUACCUUCUUCUACAAUGGAACAGCACAUAGGGACAAAUCAGCACACAAAAGAUGUAUCCAGUUAACACCUCUAAUCUUAUAUUCAGCUCCCUUUGUGCAUUGCAAGCGAUGCUAUUGUUGUUAUA
This is a messenger RNA of Larimichthys crocea (large yellow croaker), 1975 nucleotides long. It is a transcript of the gene oacyl, whose product is annotated as O-acyltransferase like. The transcript is spliced from 14 exons. The coding region runs from base 15 to 1880 and encodes 621 amino acids. Gene Ontology annotation, molecular function: acyltransferase activity, transferring groups other than amino-acyl groups. The record is from RefSeq and is a predicted model, not a curated record. Lineage: Eukaryota; Metazoa; Chordata; Actinopteri; Sciaenidae.